Phyllostomus discolor (pale spear-nosed bat) is the source of this 2591-nucleotide messenger RNA. It is a transcript of the gene MTFR1, whose product is annotated as mitochondrial fission regulator 1. Gene Ontology annotation, biological process: mitochondrial fission; aerobic respiration. NCBI's taxonomy places the organism in Eukaryota, Metazoa, Chordata, Mammalia, Chiroptera, Phyllostomidae. Gene Ontology annotation, cellular component: mitochondrion. Bases 154 to 1131 code for a protein of 325 amino acids. The record is from RefSeq and is a predicted model, not a curated record. The transcript has 8 exons.
AUUGGCAGCAAUGCCUUAGGACCGCCAAGCUGGAAGCCAGGGUAGCCGCGGAAGACGCCCCGCGGCCUCGCGGCCGAGUAUAUUCCAUGGAUCAUGUGCUGCUGUGUAUGCCUGAAAUACUUGAAAUGCAAGUUUGGAGAGACUGCCAUCUAAAUGCUUGGCUGGAUUAAGCGCCUAAUUAGGAUGGUUAUUCAACAGGUUGGAGUAAAAAUGGAAUCGGUACUUUGGUCUAGGAAGCCAUAUGGUUCAUCUCGAAGUAUCGUAAGGAAAAUUGGUACUAAUUUAUCUCUGAUCCAGUGUCCAAGAGUUCAGUUUCAGCUUACCAGCCCGACAACAGAAUGGAGCCCCAGUUACCCAGGAGAGGAUUCAGUGGCAUCUUUUGCUGAUGUUGGGUGGAUAGCCAAAGAAGAAGGAGACUGCUCUACAAGACGAAGGACAGAGGUCAGGUCAGGGCAGCCCUUUCAGGAUGACCUUCCCUUCUUUGAGAAGCCCCCAAGCAGGCAGUUUUCCUUACCAAACCUGUCUCCAGAAGAGCCUCAACUGAAGACACCACUGGCGAAUGAGGAAGCACUGCAGAAGAUCUGUGCUCUUGAAAAUGAACUUGCUGCUCUCAGAGCUCAGAUUGCCAAAAUUGUGACCUUGCAAGAACAGCAAAAUCUUACUGCAGUACUGCCCUCUGUCCCACCGCCGCCACCACCACCCCCUCCGCCGCCCCUCCCUCCCUCAACGCUCCACCAAAGUACAUCUGCUAUUGACCUGAUCAGAGAGCGCAGAGAGAAAAAAGCCUGUGCUGGAAAGACGCUGGAUAAGCACAGCCCCAAGAAACCUGAUAUGCCAAAUAUGCUAGAGAUCCUUAAAGACAUGAACAGUGUAAAACUUCGGUCAGUAAAAAGGUCAGAACAAGAUAUAAGGCCCAAACCUGUGGAUGCUACUGACCCUGCUGCCCUCAUAGCAGAGGCUCUGAAAAAGAAAUUUGCUUACCGGUAUCGAAGCGAUAGCCAAGGUGAGGCUGAAAAAGGAAUUUCAAAGCCUGCAUCUGAGGCUACUUCAGAAACAGUGUUGUUUGGGCCACACAUGUUGAAGUCUACAGGAAAAAUGAAGGCUUUAAUUGAAAAUGUUUCAGAUUCCUAAUAGACAAGGACCUGAGAAACCUGAUUCACCUGUUGGUUUGUUAGGGCUAUUUGGCUAGUGGAAAUCAACACUAUCUAGUAAAUACCUGAAUUUAAUAUUCAGUAGUUUCCUUUUAAAUCUAACUACAGGGUUAAGCAAUAGCAAAAGCACUCUAAGUUUAUGUUUGCUUUUUAUAAGAAGGUCAGUUCUGAAGCUUUCCAGAACAUACUUAUAUUCUGACAUAACACAUUUUUAAUGUGUAGUCAGGAUGUUUAGAUUUCCAGUUUUGAAAACAAUUCUAUCAAUCUCAAAAUGAAGAAAGGACAUUUGUAGAUGGGCGUUUUUAACUCUUAACACUAAUUUGUACAAGUGUUCUAUAUGCAUAUAUUUGGACAUAAAGCAGUCUGGGUAAAAGUGUAUAAUGAGGGCACUGUUAUUUGCUUUCAGCAAUUAGUUUACUAGUCAAUGACGGAAGAGCUGGCCUAACAGUUGUUGGAAUGAAAUAUUUGAAAUUGGAAUCUUCUCACCUUGAACAGAACUUUUAUCUUAGAUUUUUCUCUCACAUUUUCUCAGAGAUGGGAUUUGCUAAAAUUCCAUGAGGCUUUCCUUUAAAAAGGGAAGUCACCUCAGUGCCAUCCAGUCUGAGGAAGAAAAUGUAGUUUCCAAAUAGGGAGGAAUCAAAGAAUUGAAUUAAAUCUCUUUUUAAGUAAAAAUCAGAAGGUAACAUGUUUUUCUUUCAGUUUAAUAAAUGGCAUCAUAAAAAUGACUUGUUUGCUAAGUUAAUACUUAUGGAAAUUGUAGGCAUAAUGGAGUUUAAUUUUUUUUUAAUAUUGGUCAAAAUAGUAACUUUAAAAUGGAACACUGAAUAGGUGAAAAUUUUCCUAUCAGGUGUUGAUCAUUGGCCAGAAUGCUGUUUUGUGGAAUCACAUUAUGCAACAUAGACCUUAGCUGUUACUAGAAAGUGGAAAACUGCCUUUCUUUUCUAGCUUGGGCUUCUAAUGAAUUGCUAUAAGUGAUAAAUAUUUGAUAAACCUUCAUGAUCUUUAUUUCUGUUAACCUCAACUCUAGUUAAUGCCAGAAUCUCCUUCCAUGAGUAAAUGGUAGGAUUUAUUAUUUAAAUUUUUAAAAGUUAUUUCCUCUGGUGAGUGGGAGAAUAAUAGGUAGACCUUUUAAGUUAUUGAAAAUAUGUGCAAUGUUCUAGAUGUUAGCAAAUAUUAGUUGAGGAACUUUACAUGGUUUGGUUGUUCAGCUUAAAUUUGAACUGUGGCUUAUUUUACACAUGCUGUUGAUGUACAUUGUUUCUAAUUGUUUUACAUGGUUUAAAAAUUCUGCCUUUAAAAGAAACUCAGAAAGUUACCAGACAUAUUUUGACCACCUAAGAAAUUUACAUUUGUAUUUGUAUUGAAUUUUGAACAGUACUCCAAUAUGAGGAAGUUACUAUUUAGAAAUAAAGCAGACUUUUAUUAUCCUUGGACCAUAAA